This is a messenger RNA of Ipomoea triloba (trilobed morning glory), 2366 nucleotides long. Its product is annotated as ABSCISIC ACID-INSENSITIVE 5-like protein 5. The coding region runs from base 661 to 2004 and encodes 447 amino acids. Gene Ontology annotation, biological process: positive regulation of DNA-templated transcription. Gene Ontology annotation, cellular component: nucleus. Gene Ontology annotation, molecular function: DNA-binding transcription factor activity. The record is from RefSeq and is a predicted model, not a curated record. Lineage: Eukaryota; Viridiplantae; Streptophyta; Magnoliopsida; Solanales; Convolvulaceae. The transcript has 4 exons.
UUUCGAUGUAAAUUUUCUGCUGAAUACAGUAAUAUGCUUUCUGUUUAUAGAUAAUUGGCCAAUGAUUAAGCUUGUUCUAUGCUGUUCGCUUGAUAUUUCUGCACUGUCUUCGCUUCUGCUGAAUUUUGGACGUUUUUCUUCAAUUUUACGUCUUAUUUUUUGAGUUUUUCUUCGUGUUUUUGUUUUUUGGAUUGUCGUCCGGUGGAGUUUUAUCUGUUGAAAUCGCCUAAUGUUUUAAGAGUUUUUUGUUUUUGGUUUUAGACUGGAAGGCUAUGUGUCUGCAUGUAUGAAUUUUGCGUGGAGUUAGUAUUCUGGAAUUAGUGCGGGAGGAGGAAAAUGUGAGAUGGAUGUUUGCAAAUGAACUGAAAUGGAGUAGAAUUUGAUAUAUAUUUUUUUAAAUUUUAUUGCUCGGUAUUUCGUAUAGUAUAAUAAUUGUAUACGCAUAGGCAUAGGUAUGACUGAGUAGGCUUGGUGAGCAUGCAUGAAUCUAGUAGAUGUCUGCGUGUGUGGUGUAUGUAGAAAUUAUUUGUGUAAAGAGACGUUUUAGCAGAGAAUUCAAGUAUUAAUUUAAUCCGUCUUUGUUUUGUGAUUGUGAAGAUUGAAGAGUACAGUGUGAGGUUUGGAAAUAAGCCUGGUGUGCUGUUAUGUUAUGGUAGUGAAAUGGGGAGUAAUUUGAACUUCGGUAAUGAGCCGCCUGGGAGUGGCGGAGGUAGUGGUGGUGGGGGAAGGUUUCCGGGGAAUUUUGGGCUAACAAGGCAGCCUUCAGUCUACUCAUUAACUUUUGAUGAGUUCCAGAGCAGCAUGGGUGGGAUUGGGAAGGAUUUUGGGUCAAUGAACAUGGAUGAGUUGCUGAAGAAUAUUUGGAGCGCAGAGGAGAAUCAGACUAUGGUACCCAGCAGUGGAGCACAAGAAGGGGGUGUGCCUGGCCCUGGGGGGUAUCUGCAGAGACAAGGGUCCUUGACACUUCCAAGGACUCUGAGCCAGAAGACUGUUGAUGAGGUCUGGAGGGAUAUGUCUAAGGUGUAUGAUAUUGGGAAGGAUGGAAGUGCUCUUGGGGCCUCAAAUAUUCCACAGAGGCAACCGACGUUAGGGGAGAUAACGCUCGAGGAGUUCUUGGUUAGAGCAGGAGUUGUGAGAGAGGAGGCACAGUUGGCUGCUGGAAAGGCUGCUGAGAGUGCUGCUCUUUUUGGCGAUUUAACGCACACUCUGAAUAAUUCUGGACUUGGAUUUGGAUUUCAGCAAGCUGGACAGAACACGGGAUUGAUGGUUAACAGGACCAAUGAAAGUAAGAGUGUAAUAGAAAUCCAAUCUCCUAGUAUGCCACUGAAUGUCAACGGCGCCAGAUCUGCCCAGCCUCAGCUUGGGACAGCACACUUGCAGCAGAAACAACACCAGCAACCUCUAUUCCCAAAGCAACCUGUUUUGCCGUAUGCUGUUCCCAUGGCAAUCCCGAAUACUAGCCCAUUAGGUAGUAAUGGAAUAAGGGGUGUGGCUAUGGGAACUUCUGAUCCAGCAAUGAAUGGUAGUAAUAAUGCUGUAAUGAAUGGUAGUUUUGUUCAAAGCCCUGCAUUGCAUGGUGGUGGGAUGGGUAUGGUAGGCUUGGGAGCUGGAGGGGUUAGUGUUGCUACACGAUCCCCUGCUGUUUCGUCAGAUGGGUUUGCAAAGAGUAACGGUGAUACAUCUUCCGUGUCACCAGUUCCUUUUGUGUUCAAUGGCAGUCUACGUGGCAGGAAAUCUAGUGCAAUUGAGAAGGUUGUUGAAAGAAGACAGAGGAGAAUGAUCAAAAAUAGAGAGUCAGCUGCAAGAUCAAGGGCUCGGAAGCAGGCUUACACCAUGGAAUUAGAAGCAGAAGUUGCAAAACUAAAAGAAGAAAACGAAGAACUACAGAAGAAACAGGCUGAGAUUAUGGAAAUGCAGAAAAAUAUGGCUCUAGAGAUGAUGAAUAAUAUUCAACAAGGAGCUAAAAGGCGAUGCCUUAGACGAACACAAACAGGUUUAUGGUAAAAGAAUGGGUUAGGCAUAUUGGCCAAGAUAGGAUGUUGCUGGAUGAAUAAUAUUCAACAAGGAGCUAAAAGGCGAUGCCUUAGAUGAACACAAACAGGUUUAUGGUAAAAGAAUGGGUUAGGCAUAUUGGCCAAGAUAGGAUGUUGCUGCUCAUAGAAACAGAGCGUUCUCACUGUAAAUUAGAUGAGUUUUGAGAUGUAUUUUAAAUUUUUAAUAGGCAGCAUCAUGCAUAAGUAGAGGCAGUAAAGUAGAAUGUGUAGUUGGUUAUAAAACCUAUACUCUUUCGUAGUGAUUACGGUUUAGUUUUUCAUAUGUUGACAGUUGACAGGCUAAAUAGUUACCAGCUUUUGAGUUUAGAAGCA